AUGUCCUACACCUAUCCUACCCGCUUUGUCAAGCUCCUCGAGAACUACUAUGAAGUUCACUACGUUCACCGUGAUGAACGCUCUGGUAUGGCCUUCUGUCUAAUCGAGGAGUGCCACGUGCGCGAGCACCCCCAGCUCGCUGAUCUACCGUACCUUGGAGAAACUCUGUCGAUUCCGGGGUCGUCUGCCUCUGACCCUGCCCGUCUUUACCACGGCCUGUGGAUAAGCUCGGCUCAAACACAUGGCUGGAAGAUCUCCCUGGCCACCGCUCCUGAUAACGAUACCACAACUUCCAGAGCAGGUUUCAUCCCAGCUGUCUGCGCCGACAAUACCUCCUCCGGCUUCUCCACCACCCAUCAAUGA
This is a messenger RNA of Perkinsus marinus ATCC 50983, 363 nucleotides long. RefSeq lists its product as hypothetical. The transcript has 2 exons. NCBI's taxonomy places the organism in Eukaryota, Perkinsozoa, Perkinsida, Perkinsidae. The coding region runs from base 1 to 363 and encodes 120 amino acids. The record is from RefSeq and is a predicted model, not a curated record.